AUUUCAUGUUGAAAUGGGUGUAAAGUUUAUGACAAGGCAAUAAAAUAACAAUCAUUUGUAGAAGUUGUUUAUUUCAUUGGGACUUAUUCGUAGACAAUACUUGCAGAAAUCAUUUCAAUUUCUAAUUAUAAUUUUCCAAACAUGAAUAAAUUUGAAGUGAUACUUUUGUUAGCCGUUUUCUUGAAAACAAUGACCAUAACCGCAUUUUCGGAGUCCACAGACACGGCUAUGUUUCAGCAAACUGACGACAAAAUACUAGACAUCCUCGAUGACUUAUUCAUUGCAUUGAAAAUUAAUAGAAACUUCUCAAAACUCAAAAACGUACAAGAGUAUAUGUCCAAGCACAGUCUUAUACAAGACGCGCUUUAUAAAAACCAUAAAAAAUAUAAAGAAACACGCGAUAUAAGUAAAACGAAUAUUAGCCAUAAAAUUGCUUAUUACAUUUCAAACAUUAACGAAGUUGUUGACGAAAUGAUAAGGAAUGAAAUUGUAAUAAAAGACGAAAAUUACCAGAAUGACGACAACACAUUGAGUGAAAGACAAGACAUUGUUAACUUAGCAAGAAGAUUUAAUUUAAAUAUCAAAACACUUGCUGCAAGUGUUCUUAAGUUACCAAGCACAAAUAAUCUUAGCAAAGAUGAGGCGCGGCGUAUCUUCGAAGGCAGUAGCACGGGAAUCAAGCGAUAUCCGUUCAUGGUGAGCGUGCACGUGGCGGGGCGCUUCGUGUGCGCCGGCUCGCUGGUACACGAGAGCUUGGCGCUCAGCGCAGCCUCCUGUCUCAUGCGUCCUUCAGAUUUAAAUGCACACGUCCAAAUCCGCGUGGCCAGUGACUUCGUCAGCAAAAAGGGCCACCUCAUCAACAUAGACGAGCUCAUCUUCCAUCCUCAGUUCGACCGGAAAACUCUGGCUAACAACUUAGUGCUUCUACGGGCGAGGAAAGCACUGCGGUUCAGAAAACAACACGUGGUAGCCAUCCAGUACGACACGGCGGCAGCAAGCGCUCUGAAACCCAGUGUAGAAAACGUCGUCAUACUGGGCUGGGGUCGAAGAAAGACAGAUGAAGCAGACCUCCGUGAAGAAGACAGACCGCUUUCGGAAGCAAAAGUCGAACUUUACGACUUUAGUGCCUGCCAGUAUAUCUACACAAAAGAUUUCGUUACUGAUAAGGCUUUCUGCGCUGGGUUCGUUGACCGAGGCGCGGGCGCAUGCAACCACGAUGCCGGCGGACCGGCGCUGGUGGACAACGUAUUGGUUGGAGUUAUCAGCUUCGGCUCCCCACACUGCGGCGCCGCUGAAGCACCAACGGUGUUCACUCGCGUCGGCCCCUAUGACAAGUGGAUCGGAAGCGUGUUCCAGAAGCUUGCCCAGAAUUCAAAAAUCACAUCGGUGACAAAUGAACUGAGGGACUUUACUGAAAAUUAUGAAAAGGAGGAAAUUCUAAACUUAGACGAAGCUAUGAAGGAUGUAUACCGAGAGAACUUCAAUGUCAAUGACGUACUUUACGGACCGAUAGAGACUUUAGACGAAAACGAAAACCCUAUCGUAUUUAACCAAUCAUUCUUGCGUGAUUUCCCAAGCGACCAAAGCUUGUUCCCUAAUCCAGAAUUUGUGGCAAACUUACAAACUGAAACUCCGAAACCAAUUAUCCCCGAGAUACCAGACGAGUACUGGAGAGAUGUGUCGUCAAACGAACAGACAGAUCCGACAAGCGAGAAUUAUGCACCUGAAGAUCAACAUGAUGCAAGAACAAUGACAACAAAUUUAGCAUAUAGCUCACAAGGUAUUUACGAAGACAUCGACGAGUCUACAAAUGAAUAUAUUACAACAGAAGCAAGUUUGGGUGAAAAUUACUUUGACAAUACACUUAAUUACAUCAAAACAAACCCUGGAGAAAACUGUGCUAUUGAAUAUAUUUCAUGCAAAAAAGGUAAUAAGAAAGGACCGAAAGCUUCUAAUAGUAUACUACGCGAAAAUCCAAAAGGUUUUGAUGGUAAUGAUUAUGAUCAGACAGACCCAAUAAGAUAUCAAUACCCAGGAAGAGACCAAAUUGAACUAAAGCAAUCAAGAAAAUCUAAAAUUGAAAGUGUUCAAGAAGAUGAAAUGGCAGUAGUUGUAAUGUUGGAUUCUGGUACUACUGAGAGAAUUGAAGUGCAUAAGAACGAUCCCGUUUACGAAAGUGGAUUUAAAGUGUUAGAAGCCAAAAUUCUUCAAGCUCGGGAGCUUGUUUAG
This is a messenger RNA of Cydia strobilella, 2229 nucleotides long. RefSeq lists its product as uncharacterized. Gene Ontology annotation, molecular function: serine-type endopeptidase activity. NCBI's taxonomy places the organism in Eukaryota, Metazoa, Arthropoda, Insecta, Lepidoptera, Tortricidae. The transcript is spliced from 8 exons. Bases 142 to 2229 code for a protein of 695 amino acids. Gene Ontology annotation, biological process: proteolysis. The record is from RefSeq and is a predicted model, not a curated record.